Diabrotica balteata is the source of this 576-nucleotide messenger RNA. Lineage: Eukaryota; Metazoa; Arthropoda; Insecta; Coleoptera; Chrysomelidae. The record is from the annotation of a GenBank genome assembly.
AUGGGAGCGAUGGAGGGAGGAGCCGAUCCCAGCAAUCUGGCCAAUGAUUGGAUCGGGGCGCUCGACGCUGGCGAUGUCAUGGCAACCGACCACGAGCUCACCGAAGACGACCACGAAAUCAACGUUCUGGACACUGAUUCGCGGUUGUCGCAUAGUGAUAGUGAAGCCCGGAGUCAUUGCAGUAGUCCCGAAAACGUCACUACGCCCCACGGCUCGUCCAGCACUCUCCCCUUCAGUAUAUCCAAUCUAUUAGGUAAAAACUUUGAACACAAACAAGACAAUGAAUCAGAGACUUUGUACCAGAAUCCCGCGGGAAUCUUUCAACACAGAAGUGCUUUGGGGUUGGUUCCGACGGGGUUUUACGGACAGGGUGUUUUGAGAGUGCCGGCACACAGGCCUCUAGGAGGCCCCUCCAGUCCUCCGGGGCCCAUGUUCAGCCCUUGGUCGCUGGGGCUGGAUCCCGUUCUGCAGAGGUCUGCUGCUGCAGCAGCUUUCGCCACGCAAGUUGUUAAAGAUAGAUUAGCUGGAUUUUUAGGUUCGACAGAGUUUUCGUCAUCAUUGGGAGUAAUUUUAUGA